Molecule: messenger RNA, 934 nt
Organism: Hydra vulgaris (swiftwater hydra)
Lineage: Eukaryota; Metazoa; Cnidaria; Hydrozoa; Anthoathecata; Hydridae
Product: peroxiredoxin-6
Biological process (GO): cellular oxidant detoxification; cell redox homeostasis
Cellular component (GO): mitochondrion; cytosol
Molecular function (GO): peroxiredoxin activity
Source: RefSeq, a predicted model, not a curated record
CCUUAUCGGACUUUUCACUUAAUGGUUGUCGUUGCAUCACUUAACAUCAUAAGCCGAAGUUUUUUGUUGGAAGAAUCAACCAAGCCGCGAGUUAGACAGCUUUAUCAUGCCAAACCUCGGAGACGUUCUUCCUAAUUUUAAAGCCAAUACAACUAUAGGUGAAAUACAAUUUCAUGAAUGGAUUGGGGAAUCAUGGGCUAUUUUAUUCUCUCAUCCUGCAGACUUUACUCCAGUCUGCACUACAGAGCUUUCUCAAGCUGAACAAUUGGCGCAUGAAUUUAAUAAGCGUGGUGUAAAAAUGAUUGCGUUAUCUUGUGAUAGUGUUGAAUCGCACAACAAUUGGAUAUGUGACAUUAAAAAGUAUACCAAUGGUAGUUUUAGCUAUCCUAUUAUUGCUGAUCCAAAACGUGAAAUUGCAGUUUCACUUGGAAUGUUAGACCCUGAUGAAAAGGACAAACAAGGCAUGCCAUUAACUUGCAGAGCUGUUUUUGUAAUUGGGCCUGAUAAAAAACUGAAGUUGUCCAUUCUUUAUCCUGCUACAACUGGCAGAAAUUUUAAUGAAAUUCUUAGAGCUAUCGAUUCACUCCACUUAACGGUUGCCAAAAAAGUUGCAACUCCAGUUAAUUGGGUUUUCGGUGACGAAGCAAUGGUAAUUCCAACUAUUAAACCAGAAGAGGUAUCCACAUAUUUUCCCAACGGCAUUCGGCAAGAUGAAGUUCCUUCCGGAAAAGGCUACAUGCGAUUCACCACGGACUAUUGAUUCUUCAAGGCGUUUAUUAAACAUCUGAAUUUUUUCUUUAACUCUUUUUUUGUCACAUUUUGUAAAGUGUUUAUUUGUAUUUUGUAUUGUAACUGUCACAGUUUUAAAAAGUUAUUUUAAAAAUAAUAUUUUAGUCAAAAAUCUAAAAAAGUCUUAUUCAAUUAAUUAAUUUUA